GUGCAAAUGUGUGCGAGAGUGGAGAGCAGAAAGAUUUCUCGUGGUUUCUGGAAGAAGAGCGGGAGUUGGAGCAAGGACCGAACCAGUACUCACGAUGGCGACCCCGGCGGCAAUGGUAGAGGAGAUCAGCAAGCUAAGCGUGGAGCAGCUGCGUCAAGUGAAGGAGCAGGUCGAUGGGGAAGUCUCGGUUUUGCAGGACAGUUUGAACAAUAUCCGGACUGCCGCCAAUCGCUUUGAAAUGGCUUCCAAGUCUCUCAAUAUGCUUUCCACGCAGCCUGCUGGAAAGAAAAUGCUGGUCCCCUUGACAGCUUCGUUGUAUGCAUCGGGAACGCUGGCAAAUACAGAUCACGUGUUGGUAGAUGUAGGUACCGGCUACUUUAUCGAGAAAAGUUUGCCCGAGGGGAAGGACUACUGUGAACGUAAAAUAAAGUUUUUGAAAGAAAACCAUCAAAAGCUAGUGGAGGUGGCAAGUGGGAAGCAAAAUGCGGCAGAGCAGAUAAGUAUGGUUUUGCAGGCUAAGAUGCGGCAACCGUCAUCUCCUCAACGGUCGUGAAAACUGUGGAUACUUCUUUGUAAACUUUUACAGGAAACCUUAAAGCUUCACACUUGCCUGUUUGAAGUCUUCUGUUCGAAAUUCUGCAGCUGGCAUAUGGAUACGAUAGUUCUACUUCCACGAAAUCAAUGGAGUGCACACUUCAUUGAACCAUGGUACAGCAAUAGGAAAUGCUUCGGUAGCAACAAAAUUGGGCAGUGCUACCGCAACAAUUAGGUUAGAAAGAUGUCUGGCAGUGCAUAUUAGCCCAUCAGUCAGCUGGUCAGUCACAAGUAUGUAUUUAUCAAUCAGAAGUUCUCUGCGGUGCAUCGGUUUCGAGUAACGCUGACUAACCUCUUUAUGAGUGACGCAUUCCUCUUAACCAUGUUGGUUUCUUCAAGAGGUGCGAGUGAAACUUCGUCCAUGAUAAGAUAUUGAAGGAUGUAAAUUUCUCGAUC
This is a messenger RNA of Physcomitrium patens, 990 nucleotides long. RefSeq names its product prefoldin subunit 5. Gene Ontology annotation, cellular component: cytoplasm; prefoldin complex. NCBI's taxonomy places the organism in Eukaryota, Viridiplantae, Streptophyta, Bryopsida, Funariales, Funariaceae. The record is from RefSeq and is a predicted model, not a curated record. Gene Ontology annotation, biological process: RNA polymerase II core complex assembly; RNA polymerase I assembly; RNA polymerase III assembly.